CUGAGUUAGCAAACGUGAGGACAGUUGAAGCGUUGUCAGCCAUCUUGGAGCCGGGAGGACGGCUACUCCGCUAAUUUUUCCUCUCUUUUUAAAAACGUCAAUUAGAGGCUGGUGAGACAUAGUUAUCCAUUAGGACGGUGAACCGGGAGGCUUGACGUUAUUAGUGUGACUGUUUCUGUCUGCGAGGAAGAACACCGGCCCAGCUCAUCAUUGUAAAACAUAACGAGGCGGAGGGCGCUGACAUCAUGGUGCAGUCCUGUUCUGCUUACGGCUGCAAAAACCGAUAUGACAAGGAUAGACCCGUCUCGUUUCACAAAUUUCCCUUAACUCGACCACUUCUUUGUAAGAAAUGGGAGGCUGCGGUCAGAAGGGCUGACUUUAAACCAACCAAGUACAGUAGCAUCUGUUCUGACCACUUUACACCUGACUGCUUUAAGAGAGCCUGUAAUAAUAAACUACUCAAGGAUAAUGCUGUCCCAACGGUGUUCUCUUACACAGAUAUCAAGCCAGUGGCGAGCACUAAUGAUGUUAAAAAAGAGGACCAAAGUGCACCUGUCCCGGCCGUUCCAGAAAUAGACCCUGCUAUUGGUUUGCUGCUGCCUCCUCCAUAUACUCCUAGUCAUAUAGCAGUGAUAUGUGACCACAACUACACAGUAGAAGAUACUGUCCAGCAGAGGAGGAGAAUACAACAGCUGGAAGAACAGGUUAAUAAGCUAAGAAAAAAGCUUAGAAUUGCAAACCAGAGGUGCCGAAGACAAGAGCGCAAUCUGGAAAAACUGGAAAAAGAAGUGUUAGAUUAUAAAAAUGGACCCGGCUUUGUGAUCCUCCCCAGCAACUAUUUUGAAGUGUACAAUGCGAGUGAAAGAACCGAGACUCCCACAAUUAUAAAUAUCUAAUCCUGGAGGUAAUUGAAUUGACCACCGUUAAAGAGGACCUGUCACCCCUCCAGACAUUUCUGUUUUAGGAACUACUUGCUUUUCCUAUGUAGCAACAUUUCUGGAACAUCUAUUCCUAUACCUAUAUGUCGUGCUGUUACUCUGUUAUUCCUACUAGAGUUUUGUGAAUGAAUUGCCUCCGCCUGCAAUAAAGGUCCAACUGGGUCUUACCAGUUGAAGGUGUGUCUUCCACUAUUUAAUCAGUGCUGGCAGUGCCAGAUCAUCCAGGGCACACCCCCAAUUAUUAAUACCUAGAUGGACCUUUAUUGCAGACUGCUGGCAAUUAAUUUGUAACUUCUAGUAGGAGUAAUCGAGGAAAAGCAGUCCUAAGAAUAGAAGCUCCAGAAGACUUAUUUCAUGUGGGAUGCAAAUAGUUAUUAAAACAGACAUAUAUAAGGAGAGCUGACAGGUCCUCUUAAAGAGGACCUUUCAUGGUUUUGUGUUCAUUUAGAUAAAUACCUUUACUUGC
Bufo bufo (common toad) is the source of this 1404-nucleotide messenger RNA. It is a transcript of the gene THAP1, whose product is annotated as THAP domain containing 1. The record is from RefSeq and is a predicted model, not a curated record. The transcript is spliced from 3 exons. Lineage: Eukaryota; Metazoa; Chordata; Amphibia; Anura; Bufonidae. Bases 246 to 896 code for a protein of 216 amino acids. Gene Ontology annotation, molecular function: sequence-specific DNA binding.